AUGAUUAUUUUAAAGAAAACGAAAAUAUCGUGCGUGAAAAAAUAUUUUUCUCAUUUUAAAUAUGUAAAUUUUAAAUCAAACUUUGUCACUGUAAAUUUGAAUUCUCAAAAUAAGGAAAGAAAAAAGAAAUGUUACAAGAAAAUAAAAUUACACGCACUUUUUAGUGAUAAUUUAAAUGUAUGUGAUAGGUUAGCAUUACUGAAAAAUUCACCUAAGGACAAAAAUGAAAAAUGUGAAGGAAUUAGUGGAAAAGCAAUAUACAAAUAUCUGCUUAAUGAAUAUAAAAAAUGCUUUAAUUAUAUAAGUUUUAGCGCUGUAAUACAAAGCAUAAAAAUUUUUGAUGAACUGGACAAAAUUUUUAGUCAUGAUGAUAAUUUUUUUAUAGUAAUAAAAGGUGUAGAUAAAAAUGUUUUAAGUAAAAUAAACGAAAUAGAAUUCAGUGAAAAGAAUCUAUGUUUUCAUAGAAGGGAAUUAUUAGGGAAAAUUUGUAACAGGUUGAUUAAAGAUGUGCAUGAAAUAAGCGGAAAUGAAUUGAUUCAUUUUAUGGUUUAUUUUUUUAGAUGGAAUAAAGGUGACAGGAAGUUGUGCCUUUUCUAUAAUUUUUAUUUUAAUCAUGUCUUUGCUAAUUUAUAUCUUUUUGGCUAUGAAAUUUAUAAAAUCCUUUUUAUAUUAAACACGUAUCUCAUUAAUAAUGAUUUCAAUAUUAUUUUUGAUGAGAACCUAAUGGGAAAAAAUGUGUAUGAUGCAUACUUUUUUAGAGAAUUAAAAAAUCAAGGAAAGUAUGCGCUCAAAAUGAAUAAGGAUGAAAUUUACAAGAACUGCUAUGACAAAUUGUUGGAAGAUAUAGAUAAAAUUGAAAAAAAUAAUAUAGUAAACAUUUUAAAGUUAUAUAUUGAUAAUUUAAGCAAAAACAUCAAUAUAGACAAUAAACUUUUGGAUAUUGUUCAUAAGAAUUUAUUAAACGAAAACAUAGAAUAUUUUGUAAAAUUAGUAAAUCUAUACUGCUUCAUGAUUAAGAAAGAGAUAUAUGACAAUUCUUCAGUAGUUUCCAAGCUAAAGGAAGUGAUUUUAUGCAUUUGUCAAGUAUUAAGAGAAAAAGAAAACCAAAAAAAGUUUCUUUCUGACAUAAAUUAUAGCACUGUAUUAAAUUCACUAAAUAAUAAGAAUGUUUUAAAUAAAAUUCUGGAUAACAAUUUUGGUCUAUUGUAUGAAUAUUUGUUAAAAAAAUUUUCUAAUAUAAAAUUUGAAAAUUUACAGGCUCUUUCUAUUUCACUUAUUUCUAUAAAGAAUAUAUAUUUCGCCUUAUUAAAAAAGAAUUAUUUUACGAAUAAUGUUUUAUUUUGUGAUACCUUUAAAAUUGGUUUAAAUAUAUCUAACAGUUUCUUAGAGAAAUGCAUAAAAACGAAUAAUGAAAGUAUAAUGCACAUUAUAUGUAGUGAUAGUGCAUCAAAUGAAAUAAGUUUGAAAAACAUGAAGGACACAAAGAUGAGGAAGAGAAACGAAUAUUAUUUUUACAAAAUAGAAAAUUAUACUGACUUUAAUUUCAAAUUGAAAACUAGUGACUUAUUGUCUAUUAAAGUUUUGUCUAACUCUUUCGCAAAGGUGAACAAAGUGCACAAUUCCUAUGAUUUUUAUUUGCUCUUUAAUAAUAUUUCUUGUAUUUUAUAUUAUUUUAUAGUAAAUAAGAGAACAAUAAGGAGAUAUAGUGAUACGCAUAUAUACAUUUUGAAUGACCUUUCUAAUAUAUAUAAAAAUGUGAAAAAUACUGUAAAACAUACCGGUUUAAUCUCAAAUGAUGUUGAAAAGUUAUUUUGUAAAAACAUUUUAAAAGUUAGUGAUCUUUAUAUUAAGCAUCUUCAUGAAGAAAAUAACUUCCAAAGAGAUCAAUAUAUAUGUUCAUUGAUCUUCCUGAAUAAUAUAUUUUUCGAUAGAAUUAUUCUUUUUGAUUAUGUAAUUGAUAUAUGGUGUCAUGUUAUUAAAGCAUAUAACUACUUUAAACAUAAUAGAAUGUUUAACGAGGAUACAAUAUCUUUAAUUCUUCUAAGUUGUUCUAAGUUCCAGUUCUUUAUUGAAAAUAAUAGUAAUAACAGAUACUACAGAAAGGAGUUGAUGAUUUUAAAAUAUAACAUUAUUGAUGAUUUAACUAAAAACUAUUUAAACACAUACAAGUCUAUUUCCUUGGACAACUUAUCAAAAGUUUUGAUAUCACUGUCCAAUUCCAAAUGGAGAUAUGAAAUUAGUGAAAAUUUAUUAUUAGGGAGCUUGAAACAUGAGAUUGCAAAAGUUAACACAAAACAUAAUGGUAGCGUCUUUGAGCAUAACAAGGUUUUGGAUUACACUACUUCGAAGCUAAAAUUGGAAGACAUUAAUGUCGAAAGUGAUAAAUGUGUUUUAUUCAUAAACAUGAACAAAAUUAUUGAAUGCUUGAUAAAGUUAGAUAUCUUUUUUUAUUUAAAACAAAGAUAUACCUACGUACAGUUAUAUAUGAAUGCUUUUUGUAGCGUGCACUUAAAAAAAAAUUUGUUAAAAAAAAUGCUCUACAUAGCUAAUAACUUGUAUGUACACGAAAUAUAUGGGCUUGUCUCUGAAAUUUUAGAAAAGUCACUAGGUGCAUACGAACAAAUUUCAUAUAAUUUUAUUAAAAAUGUAGAAAAUAAGGUCUUUGAAAAAAUUGCAUUCUAUAUAUCAGAAGAUGAUUAUAUCGAAAUAUCAAACACAUUAUUUGUACUAUUUUAUGAAUAUUUGGAAAUUUUUAAUUGGGAUAAAAAUCACAGAAAUGUUCUUGGGAUUCCUGUGAAAUGCGAUACAGAGUCUUUUGAACGAAGGCUCUUGGAUAAUAAGAAGGUUGAUAUUUUGCAAAGCGAGAACAAAUGUAAUUCUAGUGAUAACCCCAAAUCCGUUGUGACGGAAAAUGAUGUUAAAGCUGAAAAUGUUAUAAACAUGAUUAAUAAAGAAAGCAUUGUAAAAAAUUAUGAGAAUAGUGCAAAUAAGAACAUUCUAAAAUAUAAUGUUCAAGGAAACAGUGUUUUUGUACGGGAUAUAGUAAACUUAUUUGAAUUUUUGAAGAUGAAUAAAGGAAAAUUUUUACUAUUUCAACUUUAUAUAUACCUUUCUAAUAGCCAAAAGUUCCAAAAGAGUAAUCCAUUAUCAUCCGCUUUACACAUGGAGGUGUUUAGGGUUUUAAAAGACAUGUACCCAAGGUAUCAGUACGAGCAAAAUUUCAACAUUAAAAAUGAGGAAGGAACAUUUCUGUACUCGAUUGAUAUCGUCCUACUUCAAGUAAACACAUGA
Molecule: messenger RNA, 3291 nt
Organism: Plasmodium gonderi
Lineage: Eukaryota; Apicomplexa; Aconoidasida; Haemosporida; Plasmodiidae
Exons: 1
Coding region: 1-3291 (1096 amino acids)
Source: RefSeq, a predicted model, not a curated record